Molecule: messenger RNA, 1938 nt
Organism: Erigeron canadensis
Lineage: Eukaryota; Viridiplantae; Streptophyta; Magnoliopsida; Asterales; Asteraceae
Product: probable LRR receptor-like serine/threonine-protein kinase At5g48740
Exons: 3
Coding region: 1-1938 (645 amino acids)
Biological process (GO): protein autophosphorylation
Cellular component (GO): plasmodesma; plasma membrane
Molecular function (GO): transmembrane receptor protein tyrosine kinase activity; ATP binding
Source: RefSeq, a predicted model, not a curated record
AUGUUACAGAUAAAGAAAUUGGAAAACUUGAAGAUUCCCUUAAGUGAUAUAAAGUUGGCCACCGAUGACUUUUCCAAGGCAUACCAUAUGAGAGAAUCUGAAUACGAUAUCAUCUACACAGCAGAAUUAGAGCAUUUUGAUAUAGAAAAUCAUCUGAAAGAAGGGAAGAAUAAAGGUGAACCACUGAAGAGACGCAUUGCAGUUAUUAUAAAACGCUUCCUCCCGGUAGGAAAGUGUGUAGAAAAUUGGUUUGAUAAAGAAAUUCAAAUGUUUGCUACUUGUAAGCAUCCUAACAUAAUCAAACUAAUUGGAUUUUGUGACGAAGGUUCUGAAAUGAUCCUUGUCUUUGAGCAUCUUUCUAAUGGAUACCUUUCUGAUUAUUGGAGAAACACCGACAUGAGGCGUUCUCUUACUUGGACAAAACGAUUGAAAAUCUGCCUCGAUGUCGCAAAUGCAUUGAAUUACCUUCAUUCUGAGAUGGAGGACCAAAAGAUGAUAAUACACCGUGAUAUUAAGAGCUUCUGUAUUAUGUUGGACGAAAACUGGAGGGCAAAGAUCGUUCAAUUUGGGCAGUCGUUGUUCCUAAAUCAAGAAGAUGACACUAUCUGUGACACUCUUAUAUAUGGCACUCCUUGUUACAUAGAUCCAGAUUAUGCAGCGACUCAUAAGUUGAAGACAGAAUCGGAUGUAUAUAGUUUUGGUGUCGUUCUCUUUGAAGUCCUAUGUGGGAGGUUGGCCAAUGACCCAAUAUUCGCUAAAAGGAGUGACAAAUACAGAUUUGAGCUGGUGUAUAUGGCACGACAAUUUUUACAAAGGGGAACACUAAUGGAAAUAAUAGAUCCUUUAUUGAAAGAAGAACGUGGUGAAAACAAUUUUAGUCUAAAUAAAGGACCCAACAAAGAUUCUUUCGAGAAAUUUGCAAAAAUUUCACACGAGUGCAUAGCAGAAACCCAACAACAACGUCCAACAAUGAAAAUGGUCGUCAAGGAGCUCCAGGAAGCGUUAUCCUUUCAGGAAAGCAAGGACGAACCCAUAAUUUCACUUGAAAUCAUAAAAUUAGCCACACAAAACUUCCAUGAUGACAAUCGCAUUGGCAGAGGUGGAUUUGGGAAAGUUUAUAAAGUAAAAGUUCCAGAAGGUGAUGGGUUCAAUACCGUUGUUGCAAAGCGAUUAGAUACAAGGCAUGGGCAAGGGGAAUUACAAUUUAGGACUGAGCUCCAAAUACUUUUUGAGUAUAAACAUGAGGAUAUCAUCUCUCUUGUGGGAUACUGUAAUGAAAAAGAUGAAAAAGUCAUUGUUUACGAGUAUGCCUCUCGAGGAAGUCUUGAUAGGUAUUUGAAGGAUGCUCAUCUUACUUGGAUGAAACGGCUUAAUAUAUGUAUUAAUGUUGCAACUGCCCUGGCUUUCCUUCACGGAGGAGCGGGAAAACAAGCAAUAGUGAUACACAGGGACAUCAAAACUCCAAAUAUUCUACUAAAUGAUAAGUGGAAUGCAAAACUUGCUGAUUUUGGACUUUCCUUGAUAAGUCCAAUAAAUCAGGAGACAGACUAUGCAAUUGAACAUCCAUGCGGCACGGAGGGGUACUUGGACCCCCUUUACUUAGAAUCGGGUUUCUUAACAAAAGAAUCCGACAUUUAUUCAUUUGGUGUGGUUUUGUUUGAGAUAAUGUGUGGGAAAUUUCUAAAAGGUGUCAUUGUCAAAGAGAUCUUUGAAAAAGGAAAAAUUGAUGACUUUGUACUUGAGGCUAUAAGGAAACAGAUCCAGCCAAAAGCAUUGAUUGCAUUCAAAACGAUCGCCUACCAGUGCUUACACGACGAUAGAGUAAAACGGCCAACCGCAAAAGAAGUUCUGGAAAAACUUAAGGAGGCGUUGGCAUUCCAAAUCUCUGGAUCUGUUGAUGGAGCUGCGUAUUGUAUGGAAGUUCAACUCAGCAUUUGA